This is a messenger RNA of Octodon degus (degu), 966 nucleotides long. Its product is annotated as olfactory receptor 52N1. Gene Ontology annotation, biological process: G protein-coupled receptor signaling pathway. The transcript has a single exon. The coding region runs from base 1 to 966 and encodes 321 amino acids. Gene Ontology annotation, molecular function: G protein-coupled receptor activity; olfactory receptor activity. The record is from RefSeq and is a predicted model, not a curated record. Lineage: Eukaryota; Metazoa; Chordata; Mammalia; Rodentia; Octodontidae. Gene Ontology annotation, cellular component: membrane.
AUGUCACUUCUAAAUGGGAUGGGCCUCACUCCAGUGUCCUUCAUCCUCAAUGGCAUUCCUGGUCUGGAGGAUGUGCAUCUAUGGAUCUCACUCCCGUUCUGCACCAUGUACAGCAUUGCCCUCACAGGGAACUUUGGGCUUGUGUACCUCAUCUACACAGAGCAGUCCUUCCACAGACCCAUGUUCAUCUUCCUGGCCCUUCUUUCCAUCACGGAUGUGCUCAUGUGCACCAGCACUCUUCCCAACACUCUCUGCAUACUCUGGUUCAACCUCAAGGUCAUUGAUUUUAAAGCCUGCCUGGCGCAGAUGUUCUUUGUGCACACCUUCACAGGGAUGGAGUCUGGUGUGCUCAUGCUCAUGGCCCUGGACCGCUACGUGGCGAUCUGCUAUCCCCUGCGCUAUGCCACCAUCCUCACUAACGUGGUCAUUGCUAAGGCUGGGCUCCUCACUUUUCUCAGGGGUGUGCUUCUUGUCAUCCCUUUCACUUUGCUCACCAAGCGUCUAACAUAUUGCAGGGGCAACAUCAUCCCCCACACGUACUGUGACCACAUGUCUGUGGCCAAGAUAUCCUGUGGGAAUGUUCAGGUCAAUGCCAUCUAUGGGCUGAUGGUUGCCCUCCUGAUCGGGGGCUUUGACAUCCUGUGCAUCACCAUCUCCUACACUAUGAUUCUUCGGGCAGUUGUGAAUUUAUCAUCAGCAGAUGCCCGGCAGAAGGCCUUCAGCACUUGCACUGCUCACAUCUGUGCCAUUGUCAUCACCUACGUGCCAGCCUUCUUUACCUUCUUCACACACCGCUUUGGGGGACACACUAUUCCUUCCCAUAUACACAUCAUUAUGGCUAAUCUCUACUUACUCAUGCCUCCCACAAUGAACCCUAUUGUGUACGGGGUGAAAACAAAGCAGAUACGAGAGUGUGUCAUUAGGUUCUUAUUUAAAGGAAAGGAUAAUCCUUCUCAUGACAUUUAA